AACUGUGGUCUGUUUUGCCCAAGUCUCUACACUAAAGUAUCUCUUACAAUUGCCUAUGUUGUCUUACUAAUAACAGCGAGUAUAGGAAACAUCCUGGUUUUUUUACUUCUGCGUAGAUGCAAGAGUACAGCUCAAAUGACCUUUAACUAUCUUAUCAUGAAUAUGGCCGUUGGAGAUAUUAUUGGAGUCUUCAGCUCAGCAAUAUUAGCAGUUUCCUUCACUUUUGUUGGUCAUCAUUGGAUUUCAGGCCUAUUUGGAGAAGUUCUCUGCAAAAUGGUUCCUUUUGUUCUCACUCUGUCUAUUUAUUUGUCAAUAUGGACCUUAGUGGUUAUGUCUGUGGAUCGAUACUUUUCAAUUUCUCAUUCUUCCAAGAAACCAAUGAGUAGAAAAGUAGUAAAAAGAAGCAUCGUCUCAGUCUGGUUCAUCGCUGCCAUGGCUGCCUCUCCAUACCUAUAUAAGAUGCAAUUAAGAGAGACAAGUGAUAAAUCUGAGUGUCGUUCUCUUUGGAGUGAAGAUCUUGAAAGGCAUUUAUUUAUGAGUAGAGGUGAAGAGAUCGUCAAGUUUGUUUUAACGUACGUUAUUCCUUUAUCUGUAAUAGGGACAAUGAAUAUCAUAAUCGGCCGUACUCUAAGUAGCUUGAAACCAAUCAAUGACUGUAAAAUACAAGCGAAGAGAGCCAAACGUAAUCGAAAGAUUUACAAACUUUUAGUUUCA
Molecule: messenger RNA, 714 nt
Organism: Pocillopora meandrina
Lineage: Eukaryota; Metazoa; Cnidaria; Anthozoa; Scleractinia; Pocilloporidae
Source: the annotation of a GenBank genome assembly